Molecule: messenger RNA, 2135 nt
Organism: Cyprinodon variegatus (sheepshead minnow)
Lineage: Eukaryota; Metazoa; Chordata; Actinopteri; Cyprinodontiformes; Cyprinodontidae
Gene: htatsf1
Product: HIV-1 Tat specific factor 1
Exons: 10
Coding region: 190-1542 (450 amino acids)
Biological process (GO): mRNA splicing, via spliceosome
Cellular component (GO): U2-type spliceosomal complex; U2 snRNP
Molecular function (GO): RNA binding
Source: RefSeq, a predicted model, not a curated record
GUCGUCGCGCAAUGAGCACCAACGAAUACGGGGAGUAAAAAUACUGCAAGUUUGGCAGUAAAACGUUUCAUAAACACUACUAGUCCUUACAGCAGAGCAAACACUGAGUUGUAUCAGUGACGGAGGGGAAGAAUAUCUUCUUUUUGGCAACAACCGUAGUGAAGAGUGCCUGGCCAUUUGUUUUUAAAGAUGAGCGGCGAGUCAGAUGCCAAUAAGGAGUUUAUGGAGCAGCUGCGAAUGCAGCAGCUCUAUGGGCAGAGGAAAGACGACGGCACAGAUCCAUACACAUACACUGACCCAGUGGAUGGGACUGUGUAUGACUGGGACCAUGAAAAAAAAGCCUGGUUUCCUAAAAUAACAGAGGACUUCAUCGCAGCCUACCAGGCAAACUACGGCUUCACUCAGGAAGGAAAUCCGGAUGCAAACAACACGGCGCAGAGCAGCUCCCAACCUGCCGCUCCUGAACCAAACAGCAAGCCGCCAGAGAAGGAGAAAUCAUUCGAUCCUGUUUUGAAACCUGGCCCAGAGCAGCCGGAGACUCCUGUUAAAGAAGCAAAGCAGAAAGCAGAUAAAAGGAAAGCAGAAGCAGGAUGGUUUGAUAUUGAAGAGGACAAAAACACAAAUGUCUAUGUAUCUGGUCUGCCACCUGAUAUCAGCUCCGACGAGUUUGUUGAGCUGAUGUCCAAGUGCGGUAUCGUGAUGCGUGACCCCAUCACUGAAGAGUAUAAAGUGAAACUCUACAAGGAUAAAGAUGGUAAUCUGAAAGGUGACGGCCUCUGCUGUUAUCUGAAGAAAGAAUCGGUGGCACUGGCUGUGCGUCUGAUUGACGAGUCAGAGGUCCGAGGAUAUAAGCUCCAUGUGGAAGCAGCUCGGUUCGAGUUGAAAGGCCAGUAUGAUGCCAGCAAGAAGAAGAAGAAGAGCAAAGAUUAUAGAAAGAAGCUACACCAGCAGCAGAAGCAGCUGGACUGGAGACCUGAGAAGCAGGGAGAAAUCAGGAAGAGGCAUGAAAAGGUCGUCAUCAUCAGGAACAUGUUCCACCCCAGUGACUUUGAGGAAGACCCGCUGGUGCUGAAUGAGUAUCGCGAGGAUCUAAGGUCAGAAUGUGAGAAGUUUGGUGAAGUCAAGAAAGUUAUCCUGUUUGAUAGACACCCUGACGGUGUUGCAUCAGUUGCUUUCAAGGAGCCGGAGCAAGCAGAUGCUUGUAUUCUUUCAUUCAACGGCCGCUGGUUUGGAGGAAGACAGCUGUCUGCGCAGCUCUGGGACGGAACCACAGACUAUCAGGUUGAAGAGACGUCACGUGAGCGGGAGGAGCGGCUAAAAGGUUGGUCUACAUUCUUGGAGGAAGCAGAUCAACAAAAGCUGAAAGACGGUACCAGCAAAGCAGCAGAGAGCAGCACAGAACCCAGCGAGUCCAGCAGCACCACAGAACCUCAGCAAACAGAGCCGCAAUCAUCAGAGCAACCGGAAGAGCGAGUGGACUCUACUGACAGCAGCCUGGCAGGAAGUGACAACGAGGAAGCCCAGAGUCCUGAUUCAAAGUGAAGAGCACCGUCGUUUUCAGCGCAGGAUAUGGGGAGGACAGAUGUGGACAGUUUUAGCUAUUUUUUUGUAAUGUAGAAAAAUAAAACAAUAUUUUCCUUCCCUAUUUUCAUAAGUUUGGUUUUCAUUGUGGAGUUCGACUAAUCUGUUCCUCCUCUUUAAAUAUACACCUUUAGUUAUUAUUUGCAUUAUUGUGCUGAUAAAUCUCAUUAAGAACACAAAUCUGACCAUAACUGGACGAUUGAUGCUUGUUUUUAUUUAAAUUUAGGUGUGAUCUGAUUUAUUUUUUUUGGCUUCUAAGGUAAAUAUGUUGGUUUAAUACAUCAGUGACAGAAAUCAGGAAAACUCCUUUGGGUUUACUGUUAUGCAUGGUGUUAGCAGUAUACAAUAUAUAUAAAGCAUUUACAGACCUUAACGACUUCUUUAAAAAAAUGAUAAUGCAAAAAAAUGUGGUUCUUAUUGCAUUGUCUCCACUUAGAAAGCUUGGUGAGUGUUAAUCACAACACAUCUAGCUGGAGUUAAUACUUAGAGCAAACUUCAAAAUAAAUGCUUCGUUUGGUCUGAAACAGAAACAGAUCUGGUGUUUUAUUUAGUUU